Messenger RNA from Apis dorsata (giant honeybee), 2004 nucleotides. RefSeq names its product monocarboxylate transporter 9-like. Bases 70 to 1752 code for a protein of 560 amino acids. Gene Ontology annotation, biological process: monocarboxylic acid transport; transmembrane transport. Gene Ontology annotation, molecular function: monocarboxylic acid transmembrane transporter activity. The transcript is spliced from 3 exons. The record is from RefSeq and is a predicted model, not a curated record. Lineage: Eukaryota; Metazoa; Arthropoda; Insecta; Hymenoptera; Apidae.
CGAAGGGUGUCCAUAGCUGGGAGCAUCCUGGCCACGGCCGGCUUCGUCGUCAGCUCUUACGCGAACUCGAUGGAAGUUUUGAUAUUCACGUUCGGCGUCCUCGCCGGUUUCGGUUUGUCCCUGUGCUUCGUCGCAGCCGUGGUCAUAGUCGCCUAUUACUUCGACAAGAAGAGAUCGUUCGCCACAGGGUUGUCCGUAUGCGGAAGCGGUAUAGGAACGUUCAUAUUCGCCCCUGUCACCCAGUACCUGCUCGCCGAGUACGGUUGGCGGGGAACCACGUUGAUAUUGGCAGGCCUGUUCCUCAACCUGGCCGUGUGCGGCUGCCUGAUGAGGGAUCUGGAGCGGACGACGAUCAGGGCGAAGGCGAAGCCCGAGGAGAGGCGGAAGAAUCGGGAGAGGAAGAGGGGCAGGAUACAGAGCUCGAGCGUGGACUCGUUCUCGGCGAACAGCUCGCUCAACACUCUCACGAUCAUGGAUAAUCUUCGGAUUCAGGAGAAGGAGGAGGACGACGAGAAGCUGUUCUCCAGUCUGGUGAGCUUGCCCACGUUCGUGAAGAACAGCGAGAAGGUGCCGUUGGAGGUAUUGGAACUUCUGAGCACGCGUAAGAACGUGUACAACGUGUUGCUGCAAAAUUAUCCGAGCUUGCUCAUCUCCUCGAGAAGUUUCAGCGACUCGGGGCCCCUUCACGACCAGCUCAGCACACCCUCGGCCCGAUUCGUGCCCACCCCCAGCUCCCUGUCCGAGUUGAAGAGCGAGGAGAACAAGGACGAGGGUAAGGUGUCGGCCAACGACGAGCAAACCCUUCAACAGCAAACGGACGCCGCUUGGCGGCUGUGGUGGUCGAAGAAGAUCAAUCUGGACAGCUCGUUGAGAAGAUCCAGCACCUUCGACCAUACGAGGAGAUUGCCCACCGCUUAUUUGAAGGAUAUCAGAGUGCACAGGCACAGCCUCACCUACAGAGGGGCUAUGCUCAACAUAAAUCGAUACAGACUCAGGGCGUCCAGUUGUCCGGAUAUUUAUAGGAACUCGAUGACCACCAUAGCCAAGACCAAGCUCGUGUGGUACGCGGGCCUGUGGGAGUUCUGGGACCUAGUCGUCGACAUGCUCGAUUUCUCCCAUUUCGCAGACUCCCGCUUCUUGCUCUUCGCUAUCAGCAAUUUCCUCCUUCACACGUGGUACGACGUCCCCUACGUCUAUUUGACGGACAACGCGAUCGAGAUGGGAUUCAGCGAAACCGAUGCCUCCAUCUUGAUAUCGGUUAUAGGGAUAUCCAAUAUGAGUGGCGAGAUUCUCCUUGGUUGGGCAGGUGACAAAGCAUGGGUAAAUGCAUCUAUCGUGUACGCGGUGUGCAUGGCCCUCUGUGGUGCAGUGACAGCUUUAAUACCUAUGGUAGUUGGCAAUUACUAUGCUUUGUGCGCAAUCUCUGGUGCUUUUGGAUUAUUCAUCGGGGCAAAUUAUAGUCUUACCAGCAUCAUCCUCGUCGAACUGAUCACUCUCGAAAGAUUUACAAACGCGUACGGCCUUUUGCUUUUGGUUCAAGGUGUUGCCAAUCUCAUGGGUCCUCCACUGGCUGGAUGGCUUUACGACAUCACAGGGACGUACGAUCUGUCGUUUUAUUUGGCCGGUUUCUUCAUCGCGUUAAGCGGAGUUCUGUUGCUGGCCAUGCCUUUAAUCAGCCUCUAUCGAAAAUGUUUGAACGGAUCCAGGAAGGAAGAGACGGACAAGGAUUUCGCGAACAUGAACAGAGUUUGAAUAAACGGCGACUAGUAUUAAUGAUGAUUAAUACUCGAGGAAAUAACGAUGCACAUCGACGUAUUUAUCAAUAUUAACGGAAUUUAUGGAAACAUAACACUUCCAAAGCAAAAGGAAUUGCAAUUAGCAAUUAGUUUUACAGCGGUAUCUUUUACCCGCAAUACGUGUUAAAAUCAGUCGCGUGUUUUACAUUUCAAUUAAACGUUCGUGGUUCCUUCAUAGAAUAGCGUAUACGCGAGUUGAUUGAACAAU